AUGCCGAUCCUCCUUUUCCUCAUAGACACGUCCGCCUCCAUGAACCAGCGGGCGUAUCUAGGCACCAGCUACCUGGACAUAGCCAAGGGCGCCGUGGAGAUCUUCAUGAAGCUGCGGGCCCGCGACCCGGCCAGCCGCGGCGACAGGUACAUGCUGGUUACCUUCGACGAGCCGCCUUACUGCAUCAAGGCUGGGUGGAAGGAAAACCAUGCAACCUUUAUGAAUGAACUGAAAAACCUUCAGGCUUCAGGACUAACAACCCUUGGUCAGGCACUCAGGUCAUCAUUUGACUUGUUAAAUCUCAACAGAUUAGUGUCUGGAAUAGACAACUAUGGACAGGGAAGGAAUCCAUUCUUUUUGGAGCCAUCGAUUUUGAUUACCAUCACAGACGGAAACAAACUGACAAAUACGGCUGGAGUUCAAGAGGAGCUCCAUCUUCCUUUGAACUCUCCUUUGCCUGGAAGUGAACUAACCAAAGAACCAUUUCGUUGGGAUCAAAGGCUGUUUGCUCUAGUGCUGCGUUUGCCAGGAGCUGCAUCUGCUGAACCAGAGCAGCUUGGGAGUGUGCCUACUGAUGAAUCUGCCAUCACACAGAUGUGUGAGGUUACAGGAGGUCGUUCUUACUGCGUUCGGACACAGAGAAUGUUGAAUCAAUGUUUAGAAUCUCUAGUUCAAAAAGUCCAAAGUGGAGUUGUUAUUAACUUUGAAAAGUCAGGACCAGACCCAGCUCCUGUUGGAGAAGAUGGACUUGUUGACCCAUCCAGGCCCAUCAAUUCAUUUGCUUCUCAACCGUGGCAUAGUUGUCAUAAACUCAUUUAUGUGCGACCUAACCCUAAAACAGGGGUUCCUGUUGGGCACUGGCCCAUCCCAGAGUCUUUUUGGCCUGAUCAGAAUUCACCAACACUGCCUCCACGCACAGCUCACCCUGUUGUGAGGUUCUCCUGUGUUGAUUGUGAGCCAAUGGUAAUAGACAAGCUUCCUUUUGACAAAUAUGAGCUUGAGCCUUCACCCUUAACACAGUAUAUCCUGGAAAGAAAGUCUCCCCAUACCUGCUGGCAGGUAUUUGUGAGCAGCAGUGGCAAAUACAGCGAACUCGGCCAUCCGUUCGGGUAUUUAAAAGCAAGCACUACUUUAACCUGUGUAAACCUCUUUGUGAUGCCUUACAACUAUCCUGUUUUACUUCCCUUGUUAGAUGAUUUGUUUAAGGUUCACAAACUUAAGCCAAAUCUGAAGUGGCGACAGGCUUUUGACAACUACUUAAAAACAAUGCCUCCUUACUACUUACUGCCAUUAAAGAAAGCCCUAAGGAUGAUGGGAGCUCCAAAUCUGAUAUCAGAUAAUUUAGAUUGUGGACUUAGUUACAGUGUUAUCUCUUACCUUAAAAAACUCAGCCAACAGACAAAAAUAGAGUCGGAACGGAUAAUAGGUUCAGUGGGUAAGAAAGUUCCACAAGAAAUUGGAAUAAAAGUGAAAAAUCACUCCAGUGGCCUCUCCUUGGUACACAGUAGGGAUUUUAAGCAACUGCUGCAAGGGAUCACUGGGGAAUCUCCACUGAGGCUGGCGGAAAUGAAUGUUAAAGAAUUUGCUGGCUUCCACAUCGGACUUUUAAACAAGGAUCUGAAGCCACAGGCAUUCAGGAAUGCAUACGAUAUUCCUCGUCGCAGUCUUUUGGACCAGCUCACUAGAAUGAGAACCAACCUCCUGAAAACACAUAGGCUCAUCUUGGGGCAGGAUGAAGACUGCCUUCAUAGUGUUCCUGUUGCACAAAUGGGAAAUUACCAGGAAUACCUAAAAAUGAUGCCUUCACCCCUUCGGGAGAUUGACCCAGACCAACCAAAAAGACUUCAUACGUUUGGCAAUCCAUUUAAACAGGAUAAGAAGGGUAUGAUGAUAGAUGAAGCAGAUGAAUUUGUUGCUGGACCUCAGAAUAAGAUCAAGCGUCCUGGAGAGCUCAACACUCCAGCGUCUCUGAAGAGAAGGCGUAGCAUGUCCCCCCUGCUGAGACGGCCACAGUCACCUGUGGUCACCAACCAUGUUGGGGGGAAGGGGCCACCAUCUGCUGCUGGAUCCCCAUCAUAUCUGAACCUCAAAGGUGUCCCAGCAAAUAAAGAUACCAACAACAGUGUUGUCCAAGAUGGCAAUGGAGAGAAGAAAGCAGAAAACUGUCAGCCACUGGAAAAGCAAAUUGAUGGCUUACCUGUGCAGAUGGCUCCUUCAGUUCCAGCUGCUGUGGGAGAGGAUGAAACAUUACCCAAUGACUUAGACUCUCUACCUGUUGAAUUCAAUUGUUUAAGUGAGGAUGGCUUGGAUCAUAAACCUGCUACCAACGCAGUAACUCAAGGAGCUCUCAAUUACAGCGUGGCUGGAGAUGACCAAAAACGAGGGAUGGCGUCAGCUUCUGAGUCUGUGCCAAAUUCCUUUAAAAUAACACCCAUGAUGUUGGAGGGUAACAAUGCUGAUAUCAAAAUUAAAGUGAUGAAAGAGGUUCGCAAGCCUGGAAGAAACUAUGAAAAAAUUUUCUCUCUCCUUGAGGAGGUGCAAGGACCCAUGGAAAUUCGGAAGUAUUUCAUUGAAUUUGCUAUCAAGGAAGCAGCAAGGUUUAAAAAACGGGUCUUAAUACAACACUUAGAGAGAAUACUAGAGGAGCUAGAGUUCAGCAGCCUACCCAACAGAGUUAACCAUGUCAACAGCAGAUAAUAAUGUACCAGCCAGACAGAUAUGGACCAGGAAGGAGUUUGCUGUGCCACAGAAGAGUGGAAGAGGACGUGGCUGCUGCCCUCACCGUCUUGGCAGCCAAGUGAUUUUACUGUCACAGUCUGAGAAGAAGCAAUGGAGCUUUAACUUUAAGAACCUCUAUCGGCAGAAGCUGGGCUAUAACCUAAAGGAUUUGCUAUGAAAGGUGUGGCUUUUUUACCUGUGGAGGGUGCUAUUUGCUCAACAGGCUGAAGAGAGAAAGAGGAGAGAAAAAAAAA
Molecule: messenger RNA, 2972 nt
Organism: Indicator indicator
Lineage: Eukaryota; Metazoa; Chordata; Aves; Piciformes; Indicatoridae
Gene: INTS6L
Product: integrator complex subunit 6 like
Exons: 18
Coding region: 1-2697 (898 amino acids)
Biological process (GO): snRNA 3'-end processing
Cellular component (GO): integrator complex
Source: RefSeq, a predicted model, not a curated record